AUGACAAGUGCUGCAACGCCCGAAUAUGAAGAAUACCCACAGUAUUGCUAUCACCUGUCUCCCACCAUCACCAAAUGGUGUCCCUUGCGCGCAAGCGAUAUCAAAGACUUGAGAUGGCACCCGGGUUUUGAAGGCCAGGAUGACACGUUUUUUAACUUGAAUCAUCCUAUCAGAUGGGUGCGCGUUGUGGGCGUGAUCGUGGCUAUUGACUCGUUCUACGGUUGCCGAGUCUACACUGUCGACGACAGCACCGGCUCAUGCAUUGAAUGUUCUGUCAGCCUUCCAUCGUCGGUUCAGGCCAAUGGUGAGAAGGUACGAGGUGAUGUACAGGACCAUGCCGGUGCUGAUCACCCUGCAGACCCCUACGCCGACAUUGACGUCGGCAUGGUUGUUGACGUGAAGGGUAAUCUGAAGCUUUUCCGUGAGCAGAAGCAGAUCAAGAUUCAAAAAAUGCAGCGUGUCAGGUCGACCAACCAGGAAGUGCAAUUUUGGAACAAGAUCAAGGAAUUCAGAGCGGAUGUGCUUGAUACGCCGUGGGUUUUGGAGAAAAAGAUGUUACGGAGACUGGAGAAGGAGAACAAGUCUGAUGCGAACAGCAGGGAGAAAGAGAGGAAGCGUAGGAAACAAAAAGAGGAAGCCAGGCGCCAUGAUACUGAUAGACGCCGGUCACAACCAGGCCAGGCGUACGGAGCCCCAAGUACAAGGAAGCUCUACAGACCUUCGAAGCUGAGCUCAGUGAUUACGGCUGAAGCUAGCCAGUACGACGCUCUGGGACUAUGA
Truncatella angustata is the source of this 780-nucleotide messenger RNA. RefSeq lists its product as uncharacterized. Gene Ontology annotation, cellular component: site of double-strand break; chromosome, telomeric region; DNA replication factor A complex. The transcript is spliced from 2 exons. The record is from RefSeq and is a predicted model, not a curated record. Gene Ontology annotation, biological process: double-strand break repair via homologous recombination; DNA replication; nucleotide-excision repair. Bases 1 to 780 code for a protein of 259 amino acids. NCBI's taxonomy places the organism in Eukaryota, Fungi, Ascomycota, Sordariomycetes, Amphisphaeriales, Sporocadaceae.